This is a messenger RNA of Poecile atricapillus (Black-capped chickadee), 3743 nucleotides long. RefSeq names its product 2'-5'-oligoadenylate synthase 1-like. The transcript has 6 exons. Gene Ontology annotation, biological process: defense response to virus; regulation of ribonuclease activity; negative regulation of viral genome replication. Gene Ontology annotation, molecular function: protein binding; 2'-5'-oligoadenylate synthetase activity; double-stranded RNA binding. Gene Ontology annotation, cellular component: membrane; nucleoplasm; cytosol. Bases 840 to 2390 code for a protein of 516 amino acids. Lineage: Eukaryota; Metazoa; Chordata; Aves; Passeriformes; Paridae. The record is from RefSeq and is a predicted model, not a curated record.
CAGUUUCGUUUCCAGCUCGGCAGAGCCAGAAACUGAACUUGCGUCCGAAACAGAAACUGAAACUCUCAUUUUCCCAUCUUAAGGCAGCACGGACCUCAACACGCUACGGAUCCUACCCGCUGCCUCCUGCUCCCGGGAGCAAGGGGCACCGAGGGCUCUGGUGAUGCUGGCACCGGCUGCAUCGCACGGCAAGGGAGGGCACCAGCCUCCUUGGUGAUGCUGGGCUGGCAUCAGCUGUGUCCCACUGACGGUGUUGACACCAGGACCCACGGUGAAACUGGUUAUGUCUGCAUCUCACUGCCUACAGUGAUGCCAGGGCAUCUGCUGACACUGGUGACAGCCUCAUCCCAUUGCCCGUGAUGGCACCAUGGCACAGCAUGUCCCAGAUGUCCCAGCACCGCCUGUGCCCCAGCCCGGACACUUGAGCCCCCAGCAGGGGACUGGUGCCGGCGGUGGGGCUCUGCCUUUGUCAGGCUGGGCACCAGCGAGAGACCCUGUGUCACCGAAAGCACCGGGGCCAUGAGGUCCCACAGCACCCCAGAGCCUGGCCAGCUGCCUGUCUGCCACCACCACCCCAGCUGGAUGCCAGGGUGACGCGCAGCCACUCCUGCCCCCUCCCAGCCCCCGCAGUGGUGGCACCAGAGACACCCGGGGGAUCUCGUGGGAACCACCUGGAACCACCUUAAGUUCCCAGCGGUGACGCAUCGGGGCGGUGGCCCGGGAAGGUUUAAAAGCUGCUGCAGACAGGAGCAGGCUGUGGGAGGAGAGAGCUGCAGGCAGGGAUAGACGUAGGAAGCAGCAAGUCAGAAAAGGGCAAAGGAAGAGACACACCUGUCAGCAUGGAAUGGAGCCAGGUGCUAUCCGGGGAUGGACUGAGAACAGUUACCACCAAGAACCUGGAUAGCUGGAUCAUGGACAACCUGCAGCCCAGCACAGCUUUCUCCAAGCAGGUGAAGGACACAGUGGGGCGAAUAUGUGAAUUCCUGAAAACGACCUGCUUUGGGGGUAAAAUCAGCGUCCAAAAGACCGUCAAGGGUGGAUCAACAGGAAAGGGUACAGCUCUGAAGAAAAACUCUGAUGCUGAUGUGGUGCUCUUCCUCAGCUGCUUCCUCAGCUAUGAGGAUCAGAAAAUGAACCGAAAGGAUAUCCUGGAUUUGAUCAAGGAAAGGCUGAAGGCCUGCAGGGAGAGCUUGCGGUUUGAUGUGUUCAUCAGUGAGCCCAGGUACAAGGGUCCUGACAACAUGCCGCGCUCCCUCAGCCUUACUCUGUCCUCCAAGGAGACAGAAGAAGAGUCCACUGAUAUGGACAUCCUGCCUGCCUAUGAUGCUUUGGGGCAGGUGACCCAGGAUGCCCCACCAAAUCCAGAAGUGUAUGUGAGGCUCCUGUAUGCCUCCAGACACCCCGGGGAGUUUUCCCCCUGCUUCACUGAGCUGCAGAAGAAGUUUGUGAAACGUUGCCCUGCCAAGCUGAAGAACCUCCUGCGCCUGGUCAAGCACUGGUACAAAGAGCUGCUGAAUCCACAGUACCCCGAUGUGGACCUGCCCCCUAAAUAUGCCCUGGAGCUGCUGACCAUCUAUGCCUGGGAGGAAGGCACAGAAUCCUGUGACUACUUUGACACAGCUCAGGGCUUCCGCACGGUGCUGGAACUGCUGUGCCGGCACCGGGAGAUCUGCAUCUACUGGGAGAAGUACUACUCGCUCCAGCACAGAGAGAUUGGUGCCCAUGUCAAGGGGUUGCUAUGCAGAUCCCGCCCUGUCAUCCUGGACCCUGCUGACCCCACGGGGAUCCUGGGCCAAGACAAGAACUGGAACGUGAUGGCAGAGGCAGCUGCCAGCUACUGCUACUCACUGCCCUGCCUUGCAAAUGUCCAGCCCUGGAAUGUGCAGCCAGCCCGGCCCGUGACCAUCGAGGUGGUGCAACUGUCAGGCAUCAAACUGACGAGGUGUGUCAGCCCCUACACCACCAUCGGGCAGCUGAAAGAGAUGAUCCAGCAGAAUUGGGGCAUCCCAACAUACACACAGCGCCUGGCACAGCAAGAGUCAGGCAGAAGCAGCAUCAUCCUACAGGACUGCGAUACCCUGGCCACAUACGGCAUCUUCUACAACACCACGCUGGUGCUGCUGCAGACUGAGCCCCAGAAGAUGCAGGUCUUGGUCAAGGAUGAUAAGAAUCGGACCACUACCUACACGGUGCUGCCCACCGACACAGUCCGACAGCUGAAGGAGCAGAUCCAGGCUCGGCAAGGGCCUUCUGCCACAGAGCAGCGCCUGACCUAUGGCUCCAGGGAGCUGGAGGACCAGCACACGCUGGCACACUACGACGUCAAGCCCAUGAGCACCAUCUUCAUGCUCCUGCGGCUCCGGGGGGGUGCAGACCCCCAGCUCCCCUAGUUCCCUGCCUGCUUGCACUCCUGAGCAUUUCCCUCAGCACCAGCCCAUGCCCCUGUGUGCCCUCCUGUCAUGCUGGAAAUAAAUACGUUGUAGAUCCUUGUGCUGCUUGCUCUGUUGGGGACAGUGACAGGUGUCACAUGGUGUGGUCAAAGGGGUUGGGGUCAUCAAGCCUUUGGAAUGAGGGGGGACCUCAAUGCCACAAGCUGCUGGGAUGGCACAGGGACAUAGAGGUGCAGUGAAGUAGUGCUCCUUGAGCCCAGGGUGCUUGGUGGGAUCAGGGAUGCCAGCCUGCUGCCAGCUGGACCUGAGGAGAAAAAACCAGCUCCUUUCUCUGCCUGCUCCUGCCUGCACCACUGCCUGCCUGUGCUCGUACCGGGGGCUCAAGUGUCCAGGCUGGGGUGCAGCCAGUGCUGGGACAUGGUUUGUGCUGGUAGCAUGGUGUCACGAGAGGCUGUGGGAUGUGGCCAGUGCCACCAAGGGUCCUGAUGCCAACGCAGACAGCAGGAGGCAGCAGACUCCGAGGUCACCUUCGGUCACUGCCUCAACUGCUGCCUGUUGGCACUGGGGAAGUUUGGUUUUCAUCUUCCAGAAAUCAAAGUGGAGCUGAAAGCACAGGGAGCUGGAAGCCUGGGGGAAACCCGUCAACCUUGGCAAUGUCCCUGCAAGUCUUGUUUCCCCUCAGCCCUCCAGUGUUGCUGAACAUCCCACCCCUCUAGGCUUGGGAUGCCAGCGUGGUGGCACAUCAGGCUGCCCCCCAAGUGCUUCCUGGGGCUCUGGGUCAGAUGCACGACCCUGGGCGGCUGAAUCUGCUUUAUUGUGCUCAAUUAGUACAAGGUCCCCUGUGCCACUCUUCUACACCCAGGGCGGUGGGUGCCACCUUUAUGCCCCCCCCUCUUUGUGCCCCCCUCCUCCUGCUGGGCCCCUGUGUCCCACCAGUGCCUGUCCUGCCCCUCCGUGCUCCCACUCCUGCCUGUAGCCCUUUUGGGACCCGAGCGUGACCCUGCCGUGCCGUCCUCCCGCAGUGCCAUGCUGGGGUGGGGGCACUGCCUGGCCCUGCAGGUUUACAUUCAUCGUAACAGUCGUUAAUAAAUAUUUCGGUGACUCUGCGAUGCCGGCAGCCGGCUGGGUCCCCACCGGUGUUGGAGCCGGUGGCAAGGGCAGUCGGCAGACCCUCGGGGGGCUGCUCAGCCCGGCUGCCCUCCUGCGGCCCCGGAGCCUCAGUGCCCCCGCAGUGCUGCCGGCAGAGCGGCCGAGGCUGUGCCCCACCUGCGGCCCCGCUCCGAGGCAGAGCCCGGCGCCCGGGGCCGACCCCCGGGUCACCAGGGGGAUGCGCUGCGGGGGCCGCGCUCGGCC